Messenger RNA from Cavenderia fasciculata, 1806 nucleotides. RefSeq lists its product as uncharacterized. Lineage: Eukaryota; Evosea; Eumycetozoa; Acytosteliales; Cavenderiaceae. Bases 1 to 1806 code for a protein of 601 amino acids. The record is from RefSeq and is a predicted model, not a curated record. The transcript is spliced from 4 exons.
AUGAAUCAUCAGCAACAACAACAACAACAAAGUAUUGAUAUAGAUAUAGAUAUAGUAAUUAGACAAGUAUUGAAUAAUGUUUUUCUAAAGACAGAGAUAUUUAAAAGAGUUAGAAAUGAUAGAGUGGUACUAGGUGCAGUGGUACCUUGUGUAGAACGGAGGAUAUCGGUUACCUCUGAUGGAGAGAUAUCUACAAAAUUGUACAUUCCAAUGAGAUAUGCACACAUUAUCAGAGAAGACAAGUUUAGAUACGAAUGGUUGAUUGACAAUGGACACUUUAGUCUCUUGAUGGAAAUCCUCAACAACAAAUCACAUCAACCACAAAUGAAAAGAGAUGUAUUUAGAAGACUAAUGGAAACAUCGAGGUACAUGGACAACCCGAAAGUGGUCAGUCAAAUGCUCACCUAUUUCUCCGAGGAAUACAAACAACUGUUAACAGUCGAGGCACCCAGCCUUGAAAUGGUGGCACUCCAUCAUUUACACACUGCUACUCGCUUUGAUAAUGUACAAGUGUGGCAAUUAUUCAUCAACUUUAUCAACCAUAACUGUUUAUCAGAUUAUUAUCAAUCAACUAUAAUAUUAUCACCUUUUAAUCUUUAUAAAGAUUUAUUAAAUUAUUUUAAAUCUUUUUACAACUACAAUAAUGACAACAAUAAUAAUAAUAAUAAUAAUAAUUAUUCAACAAUUUUUAAAAUAUUAUUAAAUCAACUUAAUGAAGACAAGGUACCAUACCUUGUACAAUUCCUUUGGAAUCUUGUGUAUACACGUCAAGCACAUUUGGUAACAAGACUUAUUUUGGAUGAGAUUGGAGAGGAGUUUAGUCGAUUCUUGGAGACUAAUUACUUGGUACCUACCGAACCUACCCCUCCUGUUUGGCGGUCAAUCUUUCGGCCAAAAGAUUCCAAUACAAGAAAAGAAUAUACCAUUGCCCAUUUCUAUCGUCUUCUCUCUCUUGCUGCCUUUGACAUUGCCUUUGGUGAUCGAGCACACGCCAUCCUCCUCUCAAACAAUCCCGACCUCGUACGUGCGGAAAUCGAAGCAUUCAAGACACACAAUCGCCUAAAGAAUAUGUUUGCCGACGUUCUCAACACCAAACUAAACGAUAUAUUCUCUUCACUUACAAUUAACAGUGGUCCAAAUAGUAUAAAUAGAUUAUAUCAAUGUUCUAUAAUUAUUUGGGAAAAUAAUAAUAAUAAUAAUAAUAAUAUAAUUGAAAUUAUAAAUAAUAGAGUUCAACCAUUAUUUCCAACUUUAUCAACUACAAUAACAACUACAACAAAAACAAAUGAUUAUUGUAUGAUUUGGUUAUUUGCACUUGCUCGUCAUCUUAAACCAUAUCAAAUAGCACACAUCGAACCAGUUAUAAAGACACUGGAAUCCAUUCGUAAAACAAAUACAGAUGGAACUGCUGGCAGAGCUUCAAUCGAGUUUUUGGCACACAAUUUUACUUUUAAUUUAAUUUGUCAACAUGGCUCAUUCGAACAAAUCCAAGAUUCGUUUUACUAUUUCGACAAGUUUCCUAAUUUAUUGGACGACAACACUUACUAUAUGGUGGUGGAAUUGUUGGACAAGGAUAUUCCUCUUACAAUACAAGAUUAUUCCUGUUGGGAAGUGAUUGGAAGAUAUGGAUCAGUUGAAUUGGUUGAUUUUAUUUAUAAUAAAAUCAUUCCCAAUCCUAAAUUUAAUAAUAAUAAUAAUAAUGGUGAUAAUUAUAAUAAUGAUGAUAAUGGAUGUCCUUGGAUAUCAUCAAUAGUUUCGGAAUUAUUAAAAGAUGGCGAUGGUGAUGUUGGUAAAGAGAUUGUUUGA